This is a messenger RNA of Aphidius gifuensis, 5653 nucleotides long. RefSeq names its product ubiquitin carboxyl-terminal hydrolase 47 (gene Usp47). Gene Ontology annotation, cellular component: cytosol; nucleus. Bases 357 to 5027 code for a protein of 1556 amino acids. Lineage: Eukaryota; Metazoa; Arthropoda; Insecta; Hymenoptera; Braconidae. The transcript has 3 exons. Gene Ontology annotation, molecular function: cysteine-type endopeptidase activity; cysteine-type deubiquitinase activity. Gene Ontology annotation, biological process: protein deubiquitination. The record is from RefSeq and is a predicted model, not a curated record.
UCUUGUCUCACUAACCCCGGCUUAUUUCCAUCAAUUUAAACAAUUUUUUUCUAAACUGGCAUUAUGCCAAUAUCAACUAUCUAAAAAGAAUAUAUUUAUCGAUAAAAAAAUUAUUCUCACCAACUAAAUUUUACAUAAUAAUUGUGUUUUUCAUUUAAUCAUUAAACUCCAGCUUUAAUAAUUUUUUCAAUUAUCUAAUUUUAAUUAAACUAAAUAAUUUUUUUAUUUUUGAAAAGUUUCCAAAGCUUUAGAAAGAGUGCAAAGUGUGCCAGUAAGGGUGAAAAUAAUAAUAGUGAAUUGUAAAAAAUAAACAGAUAAAGAGAAAAUAAUAUAAUAGAAAAAAAAUAUAAAUCAAAAUGGUUGUUGAAGCAUCUGAUGAAUCACUUGAUCCAAUUGAUAAUUAUCAGAUAAUACCAUCAUUAUCAGGAGCGAAUAGUUAUUCAAAUUCUAUAAUAACAGUAUUGGUCAAGGAUAUAGCAACAGUACCAGUAAGAGUAUUAACAAAAAAAUGUCUAGUAUCAUUAGAAUGUGAAGUAUCAUUGAUUUGUCAAUUAAUAUCAUGGUUACAAAAAGAAAAUCGUCCAGUAAGUGAUUGCAAAAUUUGCUUGAAUAAUACUGAUUUAUAUUAUUCAUCUGGUAAAAAAUUAGCUGAUUAUAAUUUAAAUAUUGAUACAAAUAAACAAUCAAAAUUAGGUAUUGCAUAUAAAUUUUGUGAUGAUGUUAAUGAACAACCAUUAUUUAAAUCACCAAAAUUUAUUGAAUUAAAAGUAUCUGAUAAAACAAAUGGUUUAAUAGCAUUUACACUACCAUAUAAAUUUAUAAUAACACCAGAAUCAACAAUUGAUGAAUUAACAAAUAAUAUACUCAACUUAAGCUACACUGAAUUACUAGAAAAAUAUCAGGCAACAUCACAUAUAAUAUUAAAAUUCCGUCAUUCAUCCACCAUCAUAAAUGAUGAUAAUAAAAUACCAAAUAAUGAAAAAUUUAAAAAUUUAAAAUUUAAUUUUUAUUCAAAAAAAAAUGAAUUUAUUGAAAUAAUAAAUAUACAAAUAAUAAAUAAAACAACUAAUACAAUAAUUGAUAAUGAAAAAAGUAUAAAAUCUUUUGAUAAUAAUGAUGUUAUUAAAAAAUUUUAUGAUGAUGAAUUUGAUCAGUGUAUUGAAUCAGUUAAAAAUGGUUGUGCAAGUGAAUAUCCAAUUCCAAUAGAUGAAUAUAAUACAACAACAACAACAAAAAAUGAUAAUAAACAAUGGUCAUCAAAUGAUUAUACAGUGACAUUAAAUAAUACAAAUUAUGAUGUAGAUUCUGAUAGUUUAUUUGACAAAAUUGAAGAAAUAAAAACAAUUGGUCAAAAUAAUUAUGAUGAUACAAAUAAUACAACAAAUAAUUAUCACAAUGAUAAAACAAUAAAUAAUAUUAACAACAACAACAACAGCAACAACAACAACAAUGAUGAUUAUAUUAAUAAUAAUAACAACAAUUCAUCAAAUAUUUAUGUUGGUCUUGUUAAUCAAGCAAUGACAUGUUAUUUAAAUAGUUUAUUACAAGCAUUAUAUAUGACACCUGAAUUUCGUAAUGCACUAUAUAAUUGGGAAUAUAUUGAUGGACCAGAAAAAGAUGAAGCUAAAAGUAUACCAUAUCAAUUACAAAAAUUAUUUUUAAAUUUACAAACAUCAGAUAAAAAUUCAGUUAAAACAACAUCAUUAACAAAAAGUUUUGGUUGGGAUUCAACUGAUGCAUGGCAUCAACAUGAUAUACAAGAAUUAUGUCGUGUUAUGUUUGAUGCAUUAGAACAAAAAUUUAAAAAUACAAAACAAUCUGAUUUAAUUAAUCGUCUUUAUGAAGGUAAAAUGAUUGAUUAUGUUAAAUGUUUAGAAUGUAAAACAAUUAAAAGUCGUGAAGAUACAUUUUUAGAUAUACCAUUACCAGUUAGACCAUUUGGUUGUAAUGUUGCAUAUAAUGAUGUACAAGAAGCAUUACGUGCAUUUGUACAACCAGAAACACUUGAUGGUGUUAAUCAAUAUAAUUGUGAAAAAUGUAAUAAAAAAACUGAUGCACAUAAAGGUUUAAAAUUUAAAAAAUUUCCAUAUUUAUUAACAUUACAUUUAAAACGUUUUGAUUUUGAUUAUAAUACAUUUCAACGUAUUAAAUUAAAUGAUAAAGUAUCAUUUCCAGAUAAAUUAAAUUUAAAUUCAUUUGUUAUUGAUGAUAAUAGUGAUACACAAGAAUUAAUAAUUAAUGAAGAAGAUGCUGGUGUUGGUGUUAAAUGUGAUGAACCAUCAACAAGUGAUUUAAAUAAUAUUGAUGAGCUAUUAACAACACCAACAACAAAAACAAUUACAUCAUCAUCAGUAUUGACAACAACAACACCACCACCAUCACCACCAUCAUCACCAGUAACAAUACCACAACCACCAACAAUAACAACAACAACAACAACAAAUAAUGAACAAGAUGAUGAUGAAGGUAUUGACAUGUCAAAUGGACCAUCAACAUCAAGUACACAUAGUCAAGAUAAUGAUAGAUGUCAUGUUAAAGGACCAUACAAUUAUGAGCUAUAUGCAAUUAUGAUACAUAGUGGUUCAGCAUCUGGUGGACAUUAUUAUGCAUAUAUUAAAGAUUUUAAAACAAAUGAAUGGCUAUGUUUUAAUGAUCAAGAAGUAACAUCAAUAACACAAAAUGACAUACAAAAAACAUUUGGUGGUGGACCAACACGUACAUUUUACAGUGGUUAUUAUGGCUCAAGUAUAAAUGCAUAUAUGCUUAUGUAUCGUCAAAUUGAUAGUGAAAGAAAUGCUGUACCAAUGACUGUUGAUAAUUUUCCACCACAUAUUAAAGAAUUAUUGAAAAAAAUAAAAAUUGAAGAACAAGAUAAUAAAUUAUUUUAUGAUAGACCAAAACCAUCAUUAUGUUCAGCACGUGUAUCAGUUGUUCAUCCAAUUGAUAAUACACUUAAAAUGAAAAAAAUGUAUUUUUUUGAAAAUGAAACAUUAAAGGGUUCAGUUGAACGUGUAUAUAAAGAAUUUAAUUUAGAUAAUAUUGUUGAUAUUGAACAGUGUCGUCUUGUAAGUUGGGAUUCAAAAAAAGAAUAUAUAAAACGUAGUUAUGAUGAACCAGAUGAUGAUAAAAUAUCUGAAAUAUUAGAAAGUGAUGCUGUUGGUGGUAAUAAUAAAAAUGGUUAUCAUGAAAUGUUACUUGAAAUACGUGAUAAAAAUGAAAAAUUUAAAUAUUAUUCACCAGAUGCAUUUAAAACAACAAUAUAUAUUGUUGAUAAUGAAAAAUAUGAUAUUAUUGAUGGUCCAUUUCAUGGACGUGCAUUAUUCAACGUUAAAAUUGGUGAAUUUAAAAAAGACUUAGCUGAUGAAUAUUCAAUGGAUAUUGAUAAUAUGAUAUGUGCUGUUAUUUUAAAAACACAUUUUGAUUCAGUUAAAAUACUUGAAGAUGAUAAAGAUGAUUUAAGAGAUCAAGGUUUUAUAUACGAUCUUCAUGGUAAAAUAAUAUUAAUGCAAAAUGAUAAUAAUAAACAUCAAUUAGAUAUAAAUAAAUUGGCAAAGUUAGCUACUGAUAUUGAUAAUACAAUUUAUUUAAAAAUUAAUUUACCAGAUAUGAGUAAAGAAAAACUUGAUGAAAUGAAUAUUAAAUUAAUUGAUGAACAUAAAAAUCAUGAUGAUGAAUAUAAUUAUUAUUUUAAUAAUUCAAAAAAAUGUAUUGAUUCUGGUGAUAAUAAUAGUUGUAAUAAUAUAAUUAAUAAUAAUAAAGAUACAAAUGGUAGUGUUGUUGCUGGAGGAACAACAACAACAACAACAACAACAACAGCAACAGCAACAAAUGAAAUUGAUGAAUUACAAGAACAAAGUAAUAGUGAAGAUAGCAGUCAAAGUGAUUCAGAUAGAACACUAGUUGGUAAAUUAUCAGAAAAUGAUGAUGAUGAUGAUGAUGAUGGUGAUGAUGAUGAUUCAACAGAUAAUCAAUAUUCAAAUAAAGAAAAAAAUUUUGAAAAAGAAUUAUUAAAUAUUGAAUUAAAAAAAUACUUCAAAGUUAUUAAAAAAGUAAAUGAUAAAAAUGGAAAUACGUACCUGAAAUUAUUUGUUGAUAGAAGAUUAAAAAUACAUGUAUUUAAAUUACAAAUAGAAAAAUACCUUGGUAUAUCAAAUAAUAGUUUUAAAUUUGAUGCUGAAGAUAAUGAUUAUAUUAAUGAUAUAAAUUAUUCACAUAAAUAUGAUGAUGAUAGAAUUUAUAGUAAAAUUGAUAAUAAUUCAAUAAUAAAUAUUGUAUUAUUACGUAUACUUGGUAUUAAUGAAAUUAAAAUUAAAUUACAUCAAUUAUAUUUAAAUACAACAUCAUCAACUGAUUCAAAUUUUCAAUUAUUAUUUGAUAUUAUUGUGACAAAAGAUAUGACAAUUAAACAAUUAAAAAAUACAAUUGUCAAUGAUAUGAAAUCUAAAAUGAAUACUGAUAUAACAGUUGAUAAAAUAAGAUUGAGAAAAAAAAUUCAUCAAAUACCAUCAAAAGUUUAUUUUAAUCAUCAAGUAUUGAGUGAUAUUUGUCUCAAUUCACCAAUUGAUAUUAUAUUUCAAGAAUUGGAUGGUUUUGAACAAGUCACGAAUGACAAACAAGUUCUUGUUAUUGUUAAAUGUUAUUCUGGUGUUGAAUAUGGACAACAGUAUCAAGAAAUUGUUUUGUCAUCACCACAAGCAACCAUUGAAGAAUUAACUGAAAAAGUUGCUGAAUUAUCAAGUAUAUCACCUGAAAAUUUAGAAUUCACCAAGGGCAGAUGGCCAAUGGGACAAAGAAAUAGACAAUUGGAAUGGACAAGUAUAGCUAUUGGUAAUGAUAUACCAGAAUUAUAUGAUGGUGCUGUUAUUUAUUACAGAGACACAGCUGAAAAAUCAAAACAACCUUUCAUCAAAACAAAAAGAGAAAUAGCUGAUUCUACUGAAACAGCAAGAGAUAAUCGUAAUUCAUCAGCUUCAACAUAUCGUAGACGUGAACAUCCACUUAGAAUUUAUGUUAAUGAUAGAGAAUAAUUUCAUUGAGAUUUUAUUUUUCACACGUCUUGUAUUUAUCCUGUUUUUAUUUAUUAUUUAGUUUAUUUUAUUAAAAAAAACAAAAUGGUUACAAUUAAAAAUAAUAGAAACAAUUAUCAAACAAAACAAUAAACAUAUAUUAAUUUUUUUUUUCUUUUUUUUUUUUUUUUUUGCAGUAGUUUAAAUUUUACAUUGAAAAAUUAUUAAAAUCUCUUCCUUGCAUUUAUUCUGCGAACUGAAAAAUUUAAUUUGAUCAAAAAAUAAAAUAAUAAAUAAAAAUGUAAAAAAUAUUUUGAAAUCAUUAGUACUGAUUUGACUUGAAAAAUAAUAAGUCUAGUAUUUGAUAAAUAAAUUAAAAAUAAUUCUUAUGAUAAUUAAAAAAUAAAAAAAAGUCGUGAAAAAAAAAUUAAGUAAUUUAAAAAAAAAUAUUUCUCUAUGUAUCAUACUCUGUAGUUAUGAAAAAAGAAAAAAAAAAAAAAACUAUAUUUGUAAUUGAUUAUUAAUAACAUCAUUAAGAAUUAUAAGUUGACGCGCAAGAGUAAAUGGAUAAUUAUGAUGCGAGUGAUUUUUUUUUUUUUUUUGAAAAACAAUGAACAAGUGAAUGAGAUGUAAAAAGAAAAAAAAAA